AUGUCGACCUCGUCAGACCGCGACACUAAGAAACCGUCGCUCCCCAAAUUCGAGCCACUCCCGCCCACCAAUUUCCUCAAUCGACUGAUCAACCGCAUCCUCGCUCCGCUGUUCUACCUCGUCUUCACCCUGGUGACCAGCAUCAUCAUUGUCCCGGUCUAUGUCAUGAUCGACAGCUUCAGGCACGGCCGCAACAGGUCUGGCGGCGAGCGUGUCUCGAGGGACGAGUCCGGCCGGUACCCAGGCCAGCCGGACAGGACCAAUAAAGUCUCCAGCUUCCUGCGCGAGUAUGGACGGAGUUAUGGUGGGACGAGGAAGUCUGAGAGGGUGGAACAGUGA
Molecule: messenger RNA, 339 nt
Organism: Fonsecaea nubica
Lineage: Eukaryota; Fungi; Ascomycota; Eurotiomycetes; Chaetothyriales; Herpotrichiellaceae
Exons: 1
Coding region: 1-339 (112 amino acids)
Source: RefSeq, a predicted model, not a curated record